AUGUCUCGAUAUAAGAAUAAACUUGAUUUAGAGAAACUGGACGAGUUAGUAAUGUUUAUGCGACCAGAAAAUCGGAUUGACCUAAGACUAUUAAGUGUCAAUUAUUUGACUGGAUUAUGCACGUGUGAAGAGUACAUCAAUGCCAUGUUUUCAAACGAAAAACUCAUACAAGGUCUUAUUAAUCUCACUGAUGACAAAGUUGAGGAAAUUGCCAAAAAGACUCUUCUAAUACUAGUAAAUAUUACUGCAACUCCUAACGGCGUAACACAGUUACUGAAAUAUAAGACGGACGAGGGCAAAAACAUUAUUAAAUUGCUUAUAGGUUAUGUUUUGGAUCCACAAAAACAUGAUGCGGAUGCUGCGUGCAUGAUUCUCUCUAACAUAACUCGAAUAGAAUCAGAGGCAGAGAAACUAAUAGAAAUUUUUCAACCUCAUUUAAAUGACCUCUUAUACGCGUUUGUAAAUAUAGAAUAUAACAAAAGAGGUUCUAAUUUAAAUUUUAUAGGACCUUUAAUUUCUAACCUAUCUUGUUUCCAUAGCGUUAGGAAAUGGCUAACUGAAGAAAAGCCGCACAUUCCAUUAUUAAAACUCCUACCGUUCUGCAAUUUUACUCAUUCAAACGUGCGCAGAGGAGGUGCAGUGGGAACCAUCAGAAACCUCUCAUUUGACCCUCAAUUUCACGAUUUCCUAAUCAGUAAUGACGUGGAUCUGCUGUCAUAUCUACUACUGCCGUUGAUGGGAAAUGAAGAAUAUAAGGAUGAAGAAAUGGAUGAGCUACCGUUAACAUUACAGUACUUACCAAAGGACAAGGUUCGAGAUGAUGAUGCAGACAUCCGUAAAAUGCUUCUAGAGACAUUAAAUAAGCUAUGCGUGAAAAAAAAGGGACGUGAAUUUCUGAGAGAUAACGGUGUGUACUAUGUUUUGAGAGAAUAUCACAAAUGGGAGAAGGAUUCCAAGGUGCGGCUCUGUUGUGAAAACGUUGUCGACAUUUUAAUACAGAAAGAAGAAGAAGUUGGAACGGAAGAUUUUUCAAUGGUUGAAGUGCCGGAGGAAAUGGUUGAAAAAUUUGAAAAGAUGGAUGGAGAAUAUGAAACAUGA
Messenger RNA from Arctia plantaginis, 1098 nucleotides. Lineage: Eukaryota; Metazoa; Arthropoda; Insecta; Lepidoptera; Erebidae. The record is from the annotation of a GenBank genome assembly.